Olea europaea var. sylvestris is the source of this 1464-nucleotide messenger RNA. Its product is annotated as putative receptor-like protein kinase At3g47110. Gene Ontology annotation, biological process: protein phosphorylation. NCBI's taxonomy places the organism in Eukaryota, Viridiplantae, Streptophyta, Magnoliopsida, Lamiales, Oleaceae. The record is from RefSeq and is a predicted model, not a curated record. The transcript has 5 exons. Gene Ontology annotation, molecular function: protein binding; protein kinase activity; ATP binding. The coding region runs from base 1 to 1464 and encodes 487 amino acids.
AUGGGAAACAAUUAUUUUGAUGGAAUAUUACCAAAAUCCUUGGGUAAUUUGUCAACGUCUGUUGAAAUUUUUUAUGCCCGUCAUUGUGGUAUUAAAGGUAUCAUUCCGAAUGAAAUUGGUAAUUUGAGCAACUUGAUAAAGUUAGACAUUGGAGACAAUAAAUUGACCGGAAGAAUUCCUGACAUUUUGGGUCAAUUAAGAAAAUUGCAAAGGCUAAUACUCAGAGUCAAUAAACUACAGGGACCAGUAUUUGCCAACCUUGGCGAUUUGGUACAUCUGUAUUAUCUUGAUCUGGGAAAUAAUAAGCUUUCUCAACAGUUUCCAAAGUGUUUAGCUCCAGAAAUUGGAAACAUUAAGAGCAUGCGAGGGUUAUAUCUAUCGGGAAAUCAAUUCUCUGGUGAUAUUCCAAGCACUAUAGGACAACUUCAGAAUUUGGAAAAUCUAACAUUAUCAAACAAUCGGUUACAUGGUCCUAUACCUGAAUCUUUUGGUAAUUUGAUUUCAUUGAAAAUAUUGGAUUUAUCCAAGAACAAACUCAAUGGUGUAAUCCCCAAGUCAUUGGAGAAACUUCAGUACCUUGAAUAUUUCAAUGUUUCGUUCAAUGACCUCACUGGUGAAAUUCCAAAUGGAGGGCCAUUUAAGAACUUCAUGUCAGAAUUUUUCAUGGGCAAUAGAGAAUUGUGUGAAGGAUCUCAAUUUAAGGUCAAGCCAUGCAAAUUUUAUUUAAUAAGACAUCAUCGCAGAAAUACACUUCUUCCAAGUCAAUCUACUCCCCCCAUCACUGUUAAGAGGAUUUCAUAUUAUGAAGUGCUAAAUGCUACAAAUAAAUUUGGUGAAGAGAAUCUGAUUGGCAAAGGCAGUAUAGGUUCAGUGUACAAGGGAAUAUUUUCAGAUGGAAUGAUUGCCGCUAUUAAGAUUUUUAAUCUGGGUUUGGAAGAUGUGGCAUCUGCGCUAGAGUAUCUACAUUAUGGGUAUCCCUCUCCAAUUGUCCAUUGUGAUUUGAAACCAAGCAACAUACUUUUAGAUGAAAAUAUGGUUGCCCAUGUUGCAGACUUUAGCAUUGCCAAGCUUUUCAUUGAAGACCAGAGAAUUUCAAUUACCAAGAUGUUAGGUACCAUUGAAUAUAAGGCUCCAGAGUACGGAUCAACUGGAUUAGUAUCAACUAUGGUGGAUGUUUAUAGUUAUGGGAUUAUGCUGAUGGAAACAUUUACCAAGAAGAAGCUAACAGAUAAUAUGUUUGUCGGAGAGUUCACAAUGAGGAAAUGGGUGCUUGAAUCAUUCCCAGAUGCAAUAAUGCACGUAGUGGAUGUCGAUUUAGUGAAUGCUGCUGAAGAUAAUAUUCAAGUGAAGGAGAGCUGCUUCAAAUUAAUCAUGGGACUAGCACUACAAUGCACGAUUGAUUUGCCAAAAGAGAGGCUCAUUGCAAAAGAUGUUCUAACAAGGCUCAAGAAGACCAAAACUUAA